Messenger RNA from Necator americanus (New World hookworm), 645 nucleotides. RefSeq lists its product as uncharacterized. Gene Ontology annotation, cellular component: plasma membrane. The coding region runs from base 1 to 645 and encodes 214 amino acids. Lineage: Eukaryota; Metazoa; Nematoda; Chromadorea; Rhabditida; Ancylostomatidae. The record is from RefSeq and is a predicted model, not a curated record. The transcript is spliced from 9 exons.
AUGAUAGCACGUUUAAAAUGUGGCUACGAAUUCACACAAAAAGCUCUUCAGUCGCUCAACGUCUUCUACAUCGUCAUUGGCGUUCUUCUCAUCUGCACUAGCGCCUAUGCUAAAUCGGCUUCCAUAGUUACAUCUGUCUCAGUGCUAGGCGGAAUUAUUGCCGCAGGUGUGUUUCUCAUCGCGGUAGCCUUGCUUGGUAUAUAUGGAACAAGAAAACAGAAUCAAGUAGCAUUGUUUUUUUACAUGGUUAUUCUUUCAUGCGUAUUCCUGAUUCAAUUCAUUGUCGCCAUAGUUUGCCUUGGAAACGUCUCUGAAACUAGUUUGGAAGAGCUAGUGACGACUGGAUGGAGCAGAUCUGAUGAGGCUGUCAAAUGGGAUGCACAGAAGGCGUUUGGGUGCUGUGGUUUGGAUUAUUCGGAUAUGCUGAAACGUGACUGUAAGAAAUUAUCGUGUUGGAACUACUGCGAACCGUGUCUUCCGGUUAUCGUCAGUGUAACGAGUAACAAUCUAGUGCGGGUGGGAUUACUUGGCCUUUUCUUCAGCUUCACUGAGGUUGUUGGGCGGAAUACAAGUGCUUGUUUUGGACCAUCACGACGUGGUCUUUCUGUGGUUCCUAAUCUCGAGUUUGCUUGCACAGAGGGUUGA